GAGUCCCUGAGCACAUGAUGGAGCCAGGUGCCCGCCUCUCCCCGGAGCCCCUCACUCACCUCGGCCGUCUGGAAGGCGCGGAGGGGCAGCCAGCGAACGCAGCGGAAGGUGGGCGGACGACUCCCCCGUGGCGCUGGUACAGAUCCAACCCACAGCAAAUUGACCCUCUCCGAGAUGGUGUGCGCAGGUAUCUUCAGCAUCCAUCUGACCGGACUGUGCUGAUCCUCCAUGCAAAAGUUGCUCAGAAAUCAUAUGGUAAUGAAAAAAGGUUUUUCUGCCCACCACCUUGUGUUUACCUCACUGGACCAGGCUGGAAACAAAAGAAGGAAGAGAUUAAAGGCAAAGAUCUGACAGAGUCCAGUUCCAAAGUAUGUGGGUAUAUAGGACUUGACAGCAUGGGCAGUAGCAGUGUGGAGAGCCAGAAGCUAAACUUUGAGGAACAGCCAGAUUCCAAGGAAUUCAGCUGCGCCAAAGCUCUGUAUAUUUCGGACGCGGACAAGAGGAAGCACUUCCGGCUGGUCCUGAAGCUCUUCUUCAGCAACGGGCAGGAGAUUGGCACGUUCCACAGCAGGCUGAUCAAAGUGAUCUCCAAGCCCUCGCAGAAGAAGCAGUCCAUGAAGAACACAGACUUGUGCAUUUCGUCUGGAUCCAAGGUGUCCCUCUUCAACCGCCUGCGCUCCCAAACGGUCAGCACCCGCUAUCUUUCCGUUGAGGGUGGCACCUUCAUGGCAAGUGCCAGGCAGUGGGCAGCAUUUACGCUUCAUCUGGCAGAUGAGUUCUGUCCCCAAUCCCGGGGUGAGUUCCCCUUACGGGAAGGCUACAUCCGCUAUGGUUCCAUCGUUCGGCUCAUCUGCACGGCCACUGGCAUUUCUCUUCCUCCUCUGAUCAUUCGGAAAGUCGUUAAACAGUCUGUGAUGUUGGAUGUGGACGAGCCAAUCUCUCAGCUGCAUAAAUGCGCUUUCCAGUUUCAUGGCAGCGAUGGGAUGUACCUCUGCCUCUCGACUGAGAAAGUGAUCCAGUUCCAGGCAUCUCCAUGCCCAAAGGAAGCAAACCGGGAGUUGCUGAAUGACAGUUCCUGCUGGACCAUCAUUGGGACAGAAACUGUGGAAUAUACAUUCAGUGACAGUCUAAACAGCAUUUGGGGUCCUGUGAGCCCCGUGCCUCUCAUCACAGCUCUGGAGCUGACGGGUGGAGGGGACGUGGCAAUGCUAGAAGUGCAGGGCGAGUACUUCUAUGCAAACCUGAAGGUUUGGUUUGGAGAUGUGGAAGCCGAAACUAUGUUCAGGAGUCCCAAGUCCUUGGUGUGUGUUGUUCCUGAUAUCUCUGCGUUUAGCCGUGACUGGAGGUGGCUGAGAUACCCUAUCACUGUCCCUCUCUUGCUACUCAGGAAUGAUGGUCUAAUUUAUUCCAGCCCUUUCAGUUUCACGUACACACCAGAGCAGAGUUUCCUCACUGGACAACCAGUCCUGCUGGAGAUGAUGCAGGAUUCGGACACCUUGCUUGACACCAUCCAUCAAGAGUUCACCCGGACCAACUUUCACCUCUUCAUGCAAAGUUAGAGCCAGGGCUCUGUGAAUGCCAUGAUCGACAGCAGCGCAGGAAAAAGCAGUGAACCCAGAAACCAGCUUCCUAACAACCUUCGUUUGCAGACAUUUAUUUUUGUUUUUCUCCUAAAACUGAAUUCCCUGGGCACUGGAGGAAAAAAGCACAUUGAACACAAUCCUGAUUAGAGAUUUUUCAGAUGACCAAAACAUCUCAGUUUGUAUCCUAGUGCUCAUGCAGAUCCUUCUCAGUUUCUGGUGGUCUAAGAUCCCUCAAAGGCAGGUAGCGAAGUAAAGUAGCUUGUUCAGUGCUUUUAAAAAUUGC
Messenger RNA from Elgaria multicarinata webbii, 1866 nucleotides. It is a transcript of the gene RBPJL, whose product is annotated as recombination signal binding protein for immunoglobulin kappa J region like. Gene Ontology annotation, molecular function: RNA polymerase II cis-regulatory region sequence-specific DNA binding; DNA-binding transcription activator activity, RNA polymerase II-specific. The record is from RefSeq and is a predicted model, not a curated record. Lineage: Eukaryota; Metazoa; Chordata; Lepidosauria; Squamata; Anguidae. Gene Ontology annotation, biological process: regulation of transcription by RNA polymerase II. Bases 15 to 1559 code for a protein of 514 amino acids. Gene Ontology annotation, cellular component: nucleus. The transcript is spliced from 12 exons.